GUCUCUUACGUUAGAACAAAAAACAGUGUGAGUGAGUGUUUUGUUGUGCUGUCACCAUAACCCCUUCACCAUUCUCAUAGGAUACCAUAACCCCUUUUUUCCACUCUCUCUCUCUCUCUCUCUCUCUCUCUCUCUCUCUCUCUCUCCAUAAUUCUUCAUUCUUUGUCUGUGAUCCUACCUACAUUUCAGUCUCCAUCAACAGAAUUUGCUUAAGAAAUUAUGGAAACUAACUCAGUUUCCAAAUUUCUCUUUCUCUUCAUUUUCUUCACAUUAUGCUUAGUUGUUUACUCUAAUGUCACUUAUGACAGAAAAGCCAUUAUCAUCAAUGGCCAAAGAAGAAUCCUUUUUUCUGGUUCCAUACAUUAUCCUAGAAGUACCCCAGAUAUGUGGGAAGAUCUGAUUUUUAAGGCUAAAGAAGGAGGUUUAGAUGUAAUUGAAACUUAUGUCUUUUGGAAUGUUCACGAACCUUCUCCUGGAAAUUACAAUUUUGAAGGAAGAAAUGACCUAGUGAGGUUUAUUAAGACAGUACAGAAAGCAGGAUUAUAUGCUCAUCUUCGUAUUGGACCUUAUGUUUGUGCUGAAUGGAAUUUUGGAGGAUUUCCUGUUUGGCUCAAGUAUGUUCCAGGCAUAAGCUUUAGACAAGACAAUGAGCCUUUUAAGAAGGCAAUGCAAGGGUUUACCGAGAAGAUUGUGGGAAUGAUGAAGAGUGAACGUCUCUAUGAAUCACAGGGUGGCCCUAUCAUUCUCUCUCAGAUUGAGAACGAGUAUGGCGUGCAAAGUAAAAUGCUUGGACCUGUUGGCUAUAAUUAUAUGAGCUGGGCUGCAAAAAUGGCCGUUGAAAUGGGAACUGGGGUUCCAUGGGUUAUGUGCAAGGAAGACGAUGCUCCAGAUCCAGUGAUAAACACUUGCAAUGGCUUUUAUUGUGACAAAUUUGCUCCCAAUAAACCCUACAAGCCUACAAUGUGGACAGAGGCAUGGAGUGGCUGGUUUACAGAAUUCGGAGGUCCAACUCACAAAAGACCUGUUCAGGAUUUGGCAUUUGCAGUAGCUCGAUUCAUACAAAAAGGAGGAUCCUUUGUAAAUUACUACAUGUAUCACGGAGGAACCAAUUUUGGCCGCACAGCUGGAGGCCCUUUUAUCACUACCAGCUAUGACUAUGAUGCUCCACUAGAUGAAUAUGGUUUGAUUAGGCAACCAAAGUAUGGUCACCUUAAGGAGCUUCAUAAGGCUGUGAAGAUGUGUGAGCGAGCUUUAGUUUCAACUGAUGCGGUUGUUACCUCAUUAGGAAACUUCCAACAGGCCUAUGUAUACUCAACAGAAUCUGGGGAUUGCGCUGCUUUUCUCUCAAACUUUGACUCUAAAUCCUCUGCUAGAGUGUUGUUCAACAAUAUGCACUAUAACUUACCUCCUUGGUCCGUCAGCAUCCUCCCGGAUUGUAGAAAUGCUGUUUUUAACACGGCUAAGGUUGGAGUGCAAACAUCUCAGAUGCAAAUGUUGCCUACAAAUACUCACAUGUUCUCAUGGGAGAGUUUCGAUGAAGAUACUUCUUCUAGCUCUUCAAAUACAAUCACUGCUUCCGGUCUCUUGGAACAGAUAAACGUAACACGGGAUGCAAGUGAUUAUCUUUGGUAUAUAACUAGUGUUGAUGUAAAAUCAUCCGAAUCCUUUCUCCAUGGAGGCAAACACCCCAGUCUCAUUGUUCAGUCCACUGGCCAUGCUGUGCAUGUUUUUAUCAAUGGUCAACUUACUGGUUCUGCCUAUGGAACAAGGGAAGAUAGGAGAUUCAGAUAUACCGGUGAUGUAAAUCUUCGUGCUGGAACAAAUACUAUAGCUUUGCUCAGUGUUGCUGUUGGACUUCCAAAUGUAGGUGGACAUUUCGAGACUUGGAACACGGGAAUCCUAGGUCCAGUUGUUAUCCAUGGAUUUGAUCAGGGAAAGUUGGACUUGUCUUGGAAGAAAUGGACUUACCAGGUCGGACUUAAAGGAGAGGCCAUGAAUCUUGAAUCUCCAGAAGGUAUCUCUUCUGUAGAAUGGAUGCAGUCAGCGUUAGUUGUACAAAAGAAUCAGCCUUUGACAUGGCACAAGACUUUUUUCGAUGCUCCUGAAGGAGAAGAGCCAUUGGCAUUAGACAUGAACGGUAUGGGUAAAGGUCAAAUAUGGAUUAAUGGGAUAAGUAUUGGAAGAUACUGGACUGCUACAGCUACUGGAAGUUGCAAUGACUGCAGUUAUGCCGGGUCAUAUAGACCUCCAAAGUGCCAGCUUGGUUGUGGUGAACCAACUCAGCGAUGGUACCAUGUACCGCGAUCUUGGUUGAAGCCAAAUCAUAAUCUGUUAGUUGUUUUUGAGGAACUUGGGGGAGACCCUUCAAAAAUUUCAUUAGUAAAGAGAUCGGUUAGCAGUGUGUGUGCUGAUGUAUCAGAGUACCAUCCAAAUAUUAAGAAUUGGCACAUUGAUAGCUAUGGCAAAUCAGAAGAUUUUCAUCCUCCAAAAGUUCACUUGCAUUGCAAUCCUGGCCAAGCUAUUUCUUCCAUUAAAUUUGCAAGUUUUGGAACUCCUUUGGGAACCUGUGGAAAUUAUGAGCAAGGAGCUUGUCAUUCUUCUGCAUCUUAUGACAUCUUAGAGAAGAAAUGUAUAGGAAAGCCAAGAUGCAUAGUAACAGUAUCAAACAGUAACUUUGGGCACGACCCGUGUCCAAAUGUAUUGAAGCGGUUAUCAGUUGAAGCAGUUUGCACUCCAACUACUACCAAUUAAAGAUGAUUAGUUCACACGGCACCCUUUUUAAGUGUAAUUUGCAGCGACUUUUUUAGCAAGUAAAGUUGAAAGAAUAAAUAAGAGUAGAAUAGAUAGUGUCAUAGUAUUUUUUAGGGUAGUAAGUAGCUUUGUUCUUAUAUGUUGUGCCAAAGGCACAUGGUUUUUUUAUUUAUUUUAAGUAGUGUUGUUAUGUUAAUGUGAUCGAAUUUAAAAUUAGUCAUUGCUAGAUAGGUGAAUCUGAAAUCAAGGGUCUAAAAAUUGGACCCUUGUGAGUGUGAAUUUGGAGUCCAUAGUUCCAAGCCUAUAUGUUUUAGUUGGAUAUAGGCACUGGAAAGAAAGGCAAGUUCAUUGCUAUGAUGUGUUUUUGUUUGUCUUACUGGAGUAGAUUAAACUCCAGUUUAGGUUAAAGUUAGGAGUGGAUCCUAAUGUAACCAUGACAUUUGUUGGAAGUUCACUAUUAUUCUAUGCAUUUUGUUUCUUAUAUUCA
This is a messenger RNA of Trifolium pratense (red clover), 3238 nucleotides long. Its product is annotated as beta-galactosidase 3. Gene Ontology annotation, biological process: carbohydrate metabolic process. The transcript is spliced from 19 exons. Bases 220 to 2751 code for a protein of 843 amino acids. The record is from RefSeq and is a predicted model, not a curated record. NCBI's taxonomy places the organism in Eukaryota, Viridiplantae, Streptophyta, Magnoliopsida, Fabales, Fabaceae. Gene Ontology annotation, molecular function: beta-galactosidase activity; carbohydrate binding. Gene Ontology annotation, cellular component: cell wall; vacuole.